This is a messenger RNA of Musa acuminata AAA Group (dessert banana), 1692 nucleotides long. RefSeq names its product phytosulfokine receptor 1-like. The transcript has 3 exons. Gene Ontology annotation, molecular function: protein binding. The coding region runs from base 1 to 1692 and encodes 563 amino acids. Lineage: Eukaryota; Viridiplantae; Streptophyta; Magnoliopsida; Zingiberales; Musaceae. The record is from RefSeq and is a predicted model, not a curated record.
AUGGCCAGGUUGUUGUUCGCCAUGCUUGGGGAUGAUUCCCCUGGAGCCAAUUCGACGUCAAAGACGCCCGGUGUUCUGUUCAUGCUCGGCGUGGUAGCAGCGACGAUAUCGAUCAUGGCUGUAGUCAUCUUUAACUGCGGCAAGAGUCAUAAGAGGAGGCCCAAGCCACAGAACAGCGUUGUGUACUACGACAGCAGCGGCGGUGGUGCAACGAGGGAUAGAAGGGGUUUGGGUGCUGAUGUUGGUGUCGCUGCCGCUGCAGGUGCAGGUGCAGGUUCAGAAUUCGCUGCCACCACCUCCGAUGGUGGGGGAUAUCGUGGCGGUGGCGGUGUUAGUUGGAAAGCUUCCUUACAACCUGUCGUGACUUUAUCUACUACAGAGGCAGAAUAUAUGACGGUGAUAGAGGCGAUUAAAGAAGUUUUAUGGUUAAGAGGUUUGUUCGGCGAAUUAUGUCUGCAUCAAGGUGUUACUACAAUUUACUGUGAUAGUCAAAGUACUAUUCAUUUGACUAAAUACCAGAUGUUUCAUGAGAGGACGAAACACAUCGAUGUGAAGUUUCAUUUUAUUCAGGAUAUCAUUGCUGAGGGAAAGGUCCUUGUUCAUAAAAUUCAUACGAAGGACAAUCCAACUGAUAUUCUUACGAAGCCUCUUUCAGUUUACAAGUUCAACCAGUGCUUGAACUUGAGUUUUGCUUCUCCUUUGUCCGUGGAUGUAAGUCAAUUGACCGAACCCAUAUUCGACUCUAGCUUGGUUAGCAACGCAAGAGUCAUCGGUCUCGAUCUAUUGGGAAAAGGCCUGGAAGGGGUUCUCUCACCGUCCGUGUCUGGUUUGGACAAGCUCAGCUUCCUCAACCUCUCCCUCAAUUCUUUCCGAGGCCCCAUCCCACCCGAGCUGUUCCACCUGAAGCUCUUCGCGGUGAUCGACUUGAGCAACAAUCACUUGUUAGGCGAGAUGCCACCGGGUAUAGGAAACCUCUCAAGCCUGUCCCUAUUGGAUAUCUCCAACAACAGGUUCACCGGGAUGAUCCCUGAUGUCUUUCACGGCUUGACAAAGCUCGAGGUUUUCUCGGCUGAGUCUAUUGGAUUCGUUGGCCGGCUGCCCACUUCCUUGUCCUCGUGCUCGAUGCUUACGUCGCUUGAUCUGUGGAACAAUUCUCUCAACGGUAGCAUCGACCUCGACUUUGGACGAUUACUUCGUCUUACCGUCCUCAACCUUGGAUGGAAUAGAUUGCACGGGCUCAUCCCGGAGAGCCUUUCUUCUUGCAAGGCACUACAGAUCCUGAAUCUGAAUCGCAACAACCUAAGUGGUCUGGUUCCACAGAAGCUUCGCAAUCUUCGUUCCCUUUCCUUCCUGGCCCUCGAGCAAAAUAAUCUCUCCAACAUUUCCAACGCAUUGGCAGUUCUUCAGGGGUGUCACAACUUGACCGUUCAAAAUGAAGAAAUGCCAACUAAUGGAAUCCGAGGAUUUGGAAGCCUACGUGCUCUCAGCAUGGCAAACUGUGGUUUCAGAGGUUCUAUGCCCUUGUGGUUACGAAAAUGCAGAGAACUUCGAGCUAUAAAUCUAGCAUGGAAUCUUUUUAGCGGAGAGAUACCAUCGUGGUUUGAAGGUUUUGAUCAUCUGUUUGUCAUGGACUUGUCGAACAACUCGUUCUACAGGGAGAUCCCAAUUUCCUUGAUGCAAUUGAAGAGUUAG